GCGCCUGUAACUGUCAACAUGACGUGAAUGAAAUUAUUUCGUUAACAGGUUUACUGAUGUUGGGAUCCAUUCUGUCUUUUAUAUCACUUAUGCUGUUGGUUAUGUCAUUUGCCAGUCCACAUUGGCUGGUCUCUUGGCAAGACACAUACAGCCCGUUCAAGAACAUGGGUCUCUGGGAGUUUUGUUUUAGCAGAUUCCGUUACCCAAACUACCAAUUUGAUGACCUCGUUGAUGGUUGCCACUAUGUCUUCAGCAAGACAUACUUUGUGAUUUGGGAAUGGUUGCUGCCAGGUUGGCUGAUGGCAGUGCAGGCUUUUAUGACGCUGGCCUUGAUAUUUUCCUGCUCUGCCCACAUUGCCUCAACAAUGCUUCUUGUUCGUUGGCCGCUCAACUUCACAUUCCGAUACCAGUGGCAGAUCCUGUCUGCCUGUGCACUAAUGAAUGGUUUGAAAUCCUUUUGCCUCUUCCUGUCGGUGGCUGUCUUUGGUGGACAAUGUUGGAGACGUGACUGGAUGCUCUACCCAAAUUUCAACUACCUCUCUUGGUCGUACGCGUUUGCCGUAAUCGCCAUGUUCAUCGGAAUGGCUGCCACAGCCAGUUUCUACUUCGACGCCAAGAGGACAGUGGAACGCAAGAAAGCCAACAGCAAUCUAGUUGUUCAGAUGCAAUCACACGGCAGCCAGAUUUACAUCUGAAAAUGUGUGCCUCACUCUCAAAUAUUUGGGCUACAAACAGUUGCAACUGGGAAUCUCUUUAUCCAUCAUUCCGUUCCACAAUGUCACCUCCGUCCAUUGCUUAAAUUUAAAUCGUUGAGUGAGCUGUAAUGUUUCUCUUUUUUUUUAAAUGUAAAGUAGUUUUACCAGAAACUUGUUUGGGGUCUUACCUGGAACUCUGGUAGAGCGGCAGAGGUCAAGGAUGUAGUCCAUGGUCGUUAAUUCGAUGUUUCCGUCCAUAAUGAGCAAACGACAGUUGGCUAUGUCCCCCUCGUACUGCCUCACCUUUUUUUUUUAUUACAAGUUGACGAAAAUAGAUUGGAUCUUUUAAAUAA
Daphnia carinata is the source of this 1048-nucleotide messenger RNA. RefSeq lists its product as uncharacterized. Gene Ontology annotation, biological process: regulation of tube size, open tracheal system; septate junction assembly. The transcript has 4 exons. Lineage: Eukaryota; Metazoa; Arthropoda; Branchiopoda; Diplostraca; Daphniidae. Gene Ontology annotation, cellular component: membrane; septate junction. The coding region runs from base 57 to 695 and encodes 212 amino acids. The record is from RefSeq and is a predicted model, not a curated record.